This is a messenger RNA of Linum trigynum, 2595 nucleotides long. The record is from the annotation of a GenBank genome assembly. Lineage: Eukaryota; Viridiplantae; Streptophyta; Magnoliopsida; Malpighiales; Linaceae.
GUCGUAAUCACUCGAGAACACACUUUUAUCAGUGCCAUCUUCACUAGUCUACUACCAUCACGGCCAUGCAUUCUUUCAAAGAUGUUCGUUUCAUAGAAAAAGUUGGUAUUGAGUUCGAAGUGGCUUCAGUUUCCUUUUUUUUUUUUUUUUUCCUUUGACAAUAGGCUUCAGUUUUUCUUCCUUUUUCCUUUACAUUCUUCCUCUGCCCUCUCCAUCCCUGCCGUCCAUUCUCCCGGUGUCCCCUUCCCUUUCAAUUGGCUUGCCACUAUAAAAGCGAAAGUUGUUUCUCUCUCCGUCCACGUAAGCCUUUCUCAAAAUCUAGCCUAUCCACGUCAGCCCAAAAAAGGGCUUAUAUUCUCUUUCUGUCUUCACUUUGUUAAAAGACUCUCUUCAUUAGGAGUGGGUAUCCGGUUCGGUAAAAUCAAGCCGAAUCGAGUCGAACCGAAUCGAAAUUGAACCAAAACCGAAUAAAUGUUCUUCGGUUUGGAAUUCAGAAAGGAAAAGUAGCUAUUUCGGAAACCCGGUUCUUUCGACCGAACACCGUCAAACGGAGCUCCACCUGAUUUCUCCGUGGCAUGAAGAAUCGAGUUAAAAUCCCCAGUUACAAGCCAAGAUUCCGUCAUGGCUUCCGCAAUAUCCUUGAGAGAUGCCCAUAGCGACCGACGCUGAAUAAGAGCCGGGGUCCCAUACACAGUAGUGAAGUACCACUUCUUAGAAACAAUAAUCAGAAAUUUUAAUUUGUUUCUGAUCAUUUGAAAAAAACUACCGUGGGGCGAAAGAAGAAGAAUUAGGGGAUUCAUCCAAAAUGAGCAGAUUUUUUAAUGUAAAUAUAUUCCAAAGUAAACGAAAGAGAUAACCGCCGUGCAUAACCCAAAAAAACAAAAAACAAAAAACCCCCGCCGUGCAUUAAGAAAAAAAAAGAUAACCACCACAAUCUGACGUCGAUCAAGCAAAAUGCAGGAGAUCUUACCUUCUUCCUUCAACAUUUCCCCAAAUUCUACUUCAAUUCUGCAAAUCCUUUCUCCAAUCGUUUCAAUGAAUUUUCCAUAAUCCAUAACAGACAAAGCCAAAGCAAAGGGAAAAGUGGCGUUAUCCGCCGGCGAUUACACUACCACCAUCAAUCACUUCUUCGCGCCAUCGCCCUCACUCCCACCAACCACGCCCUUCAAUCACUCCAGCCGAUCGGCACCUCUCAUCUCGUCUUGACCCAGACGUUAUUGUCGCGUACAAGAAAGGCUCGACUUCGACCCCAACAACGAAGCCCUGAAGUCCAGAUUGGCCGUCGCACCGCCGCUUCGUCUUCUAGAUCUAGUUAGGGUAUUUGAAGAAAUCAAAUCAAAGCGGGUUUGCAUGGAACCAUAAUGAAUGAAUGAAUGAAUGAAUCAGUGAUGGACUCGGAAAUGGUGGUUUAGGGAGACAAGAAAAGUUGGUUGGCUGGGAUAGCAAAUGGGAGCAGGUUUGAGUCACGCAGCAAGCGGAGUUGGAGCUUUUCUUGGCAAUCUUGUUACAGCUCCUCUCAAAUCUCUUUUUGGUGGAUCCUGCGAUGACAUCUGUGCAGGGCCGUGGGACGUGGGAUGUUUCAUCGACCACUUAUGCAUCUCCAACUUGCUCAAAUUCGUGCUCAUCUUAGCCCUCUGCUACAUAAUCCUGGUGUUCCUCUACUUGCUGUUCAAGAUCGGAAUCUGCCAGUGCGUGAUCAAGAGCCUCUGCAAGAUGUGCUGGGCCGGGUUCGCCACUUACUGCUACGCCCUCCACGACUGCACCUGCUGCCUAUGGCACAAGCUGAUGCGCGUCCGACACACGAACCGGAGGCGGAGGAAGAUGAGGAGACGGUUUCAGGACAUUGAGAGAGGUGGUGGUGGUGGUGGUGGAUAUGAUGUUGACAGUACCUCCACGACUUCGUCGUGGUCAUUGUCAAGCUCUGCUGGCCGUGGCGGCCAUUUGGGCGGUGGUAGAAAGCGGAAGUCGGUAAGGACGAGGGAAGAUGAGUGGAGGAGGAGUGGUGUUGCUGCUUCCAGGAGGAGGAAGAGCUUGUCUCACAGGAAUGGUCGUGGCAUUGGAGUGAGGACUGGUGCUGCUGCUAAGGAUGUAUCUGCUGCUGCAUCUGCAUCAUUGUCGUCGAGGAGAAGGUUGAGGGGUUCCAGGCGGCGGGUUCAAUUGAUCAAAGGGAAGAAGAUGAAGAAACCAGCUGGGAAGAAGGGUGUUGGGAGUUUCAAGAGGCGGCGGCUCAAGUAGUGACGACUGACAUCGAUAUAGGUAAUAGGUAUAUCUGUAGUCUUCAUGGUUGGAAAUGGGAAGUUAGAAACAGAACCUCAUGGUUGUUGUACAAAACAGGGGCAUUAGAAUGAUAACCAGUUGCUUGAUCAGUCUUUAAUUGCUUGGUCGAUUUGAUUAUUAUUUCUAUGGUCUCAUUAUUGUCCACAUUUGAACUUAAUCCCGGUUUGUUUUUUAGUUAGUGCUCUAGUUUAUAUUCAUAUUCAAUCAGUCUGUGCAACCUAGAUUGCUCUGUGUGUUUGGAUUAUAUCGGGUUGGCCAUGUUUUCAGUGGAUUCGAGAAAUGCAUAUUGUGGCUACCAAAUAAACAACUGGUUGUGGC